Trypanosoma grayi is the source of this 1248-nucleotide messenger RNA. RefSeq lists its product as hypothetical. Lineage: Eukaryota; Euglenozoa; Kinetoplastea; Trypanosomatida; Trypanosomatidae. The record is from RefSeq and is a predicted model, not a curated record. The transcript has a single exon. Bases 1 to 1248 code for a protein of 415 amino acids.
AUGGGCUGCUGCUGCUCCCGCAAGACAGCGUCGGUCGCGAAGAGUGACCUCACGGACACGUUGGCCAACGAAAGAGCGGAACACGAUUGCCCCCUGAAGAUCGAAUCGUUGCAGAAGAAAGAGAAGCAAAAGAAUAAUGCAAAAUCGUUAUUAGUAGUACAAACGGCGGCGCCGACACUGGCAACAUCAACGACACUCGAAAUCCCUGCGGAUGACGCCGCGCGGCCUUUAACCGGGGAUGGCGAGAAUGAGAUGACGGAUUCCAUCACAUGUUCCUCAACAACAAUUGAUGACGUCAGCGCCGACCACAGCGCAUUCCACCGCCGCAUCGAGACGACCACGUCGAGCACCUGGCCCGAUGUGAGCAUGCCCACCGUUAGCGCUCGCCACGACCACCCGCGGACGGUGUCGGAGCUGGAGAGCGAGGAUGACUUUUCGCCGGUGGAGCGCAGCACCUCUACGCUGCAGGAGCGCCGCAUGUCGUUCCUCGCCCGCGAGCGCGAGCGGUCAAUGCUGCGGGAGGUCAUGUCGACGGAGAAUGAGAAGCGGUACGCCAUUGUGGAGUUCUUUGGCAACGCGCGCCGCACCAUCGCUAUUCGUCACUACAAGGGAAUGCUGGCCAUUGAACGGCGUGGGAUGCUUAUAGAGUACUUUGUAGAGCGCUUUGCGCUGCUUCUGUGCGUGACGGAGGCGCAGGAGACCAUCUUGCGCCGCCUGAUUGAAUUUGAGUGUCAGGCGGAGCUACUUCGGCGCAUGCAGCAUCAGCGCGCGGAAAGGCAGCGGCGCAGCUGCAGUACCAACAGCUCCGUUGCUGGUGGUAGCAUGGCUUCUGGUGCUGCAGAGUUGGCCACUACCGAGCCGUCACUGGGAACUGAAGGCGAGGCUCCCGCAGCUGUGAAGGUGGUGUCCACACGCGCCAUGUCGGCACCAAGUGUGUUUCUGCGGAAGCAAAUGCAGCAGCGUCGCAUCAUGGCGCAGUCGCGAUCGCCCUCACCGUCGCCGCUGCGGCGUCGGCUGCUGAGCGGACGGGGGACCACGACACGGCAGGUGGUAGUAGCGCAGCAGCAGAUGUUGCAUACAGAGGCCUCUAAGCGUAUGCAGCUGGAGGAGGAGGAGAUAAUGGAGUGGCAACAUACGCAGCAGUCUUUAGUGCACGGAGUCGAUGCGGCGCAUGUUGAGGUAUGGGAAAGGCCGGCGCGGCGUAUGUCACUCGUUCGUUCAGCUGCAGUGGAAGGUGCGCCGUAUUGA